Molecule: messenger RNA, 1695 nt
Organism: Schistosoma margrebowiei
Lineage: Eukaryota; Metazoa; Platyhelminthes; Trematoda; Strigeidida; Schistosomatidae
Source: the annotation of a GenBank genome assembly
AUGAAAGACCAUAAAUAUUCUAUUAAUAAACUAUCAUCUUAUAAAGUAUCGAAUGAUUCAAGAUCAAAUUACCGUUUACUUAAUAUACCAUGUGGUGUUUGUGGUGAUCGUUCUACUGGAAAGCAUUAUGGAGUAUAUAGUUGUGAUGGAUGUUCUGGAUUUUUUAAAAGAAGUAUUCAUAAGAAUCGUUCAUAUACAUGUAAAGCAAGUGGUAAUUUAAAAGGUAAAUGUACCAUUGAUCGUCAUCAUCGUAAUCAUUGUCGUGCAUGUCGAUUAAAUAAAUGUUUUCUAGCACAAAUGAAUGAAGAAAGUGUUCAACAUGAACGUGGACCAAGAAAACCCAACAACAACAACAACAACCACAGCAACAACAAUAACCAUAGCAACAAUAAAAAUUUUCUAUCAACAAUAAAAUCUACAAUAGAAUCUAUAAAUAAAUCAAAUGAUGAUUAUCCAUUAAAUCUUUCUAUGAAUCAUAAUCAUUUAAUCAAUAAUAAUCAUAAUCAUAAUCAUAAUAUUGAUUUAAAUGAUCAAAUAAAAAAUCAAUAUCUAAUCAAUAAAUCAUUCAAAUUGAAUUCAUUAAAUAUGGCGCCAAAUGUUUUAGAUGAAAAAGAUAAUUUAAAAUUAUUGAUUAAAUUAUUAAACCAUUCUGAUAUAUAUAAACAAACAUUGAAUGAUUUAAUCGAUAAUAAUAAUAAUAAUAAUAAAAUCAAUCAAUAUUAUUUAAAUAAUCAAUUAAAAUUGAAUCAAUAUACAAUGAAUAUUGAUCAACAAUAUCAAUAUAAAAAUAAUAUUGAUUAUUUAUUAUUAAAUAAUUGGUUAUUGACAAUUUUUAAAUAUUCUGAUAUAAUCAAGAAUGGAGAAAGUCAAUUGACAACAGAUUAUUAUUUAAAUUUAUACAAACAUUUACAAGAAGCUCUUUUAUCCAAAGUAAACAAUCCCUUGAUAUCUGUUAAUCAAGACAAUAAUCAUUUAGAUUUAAAUACAAAUUCAUAUUUAGAGAAUAAAACAAUGAAACAUACUACUCAAAUGAAUUGGAUAGAUUUUAUAAAAUUAAAUGAAUGGAAUAAAACAGAAAUUGGUAUACAGAUUAUGAUAAAUAUGAUUAAAUGGAUAUUGAAUCAUUUCCUAAUUGAUAAUAUAAAUAUAGAAGAUAAUAGAAAUAAGAUGGACUUAAGUAAUACGAAUUGGAUAUUCUUAUUCUAUAUUCAUGUAAUGGAAUAUAUCAAUCAUAACUUCGAUGAUAAACAUACAAUUGAGUGUCCUAGUCAUAAUGAAAACCCGAAGUCAAAUCAUUUGAAUGAAUGUAACGAUGUAUUCAUAAAUCCUAUUUUGACUAAUCUGCUCAAUAUUCAUGAUUCAUUGGAAGUGGGUAUUUCAUUGAUUCAAUAUUUAAUUAACUUUAAUUUAAAUAAAGAAGAAAGAGAAUGUGUAAAGUUUAAAAUAUUCACUGAAAAUAAUUCAGGUCAUAUUCAAACUACAAUCAAUCAAUCAACUACAAUCUUCUCUACUCAUUUACGUUAUGAUUUAAUGAAUCAAUUCUAUGAGAAAUUAAUUCAUUUUAAUAAAAAUUGGUUAAAACAAUUAAGUAUUCAAGUAUUCUUCAAAUCUAUCAUAAUACAUAACAAUCAAAAUGAAUUCAUUUUAGAUUAUAUAUUACAAAAUUUAUUUAAUGCAAUUGCUUAUGCAAAAUAA